UCUCAGCGGGGAGAGGAGGGCGUGAGGGGCAGCAGGACGUGUCUCUCUCUGCCUCUCACCCAGAGCACCUCGCAGGGGCUUAGCGGACGCGAGGGGUGCGAAUGGGCAGAGCAGAAUCUCCAGAAGGGAAAAUGAGCAUCCAGGAUCCUUCAGAUCUGUGGAGCAGGUCGGACGGAGAAGCUGAGCUGCUCCAGGACUUGGGGUGGUACCAUGGUAACCUCACCCGACAUGCAGCCGAGGCUCUUCUCCUCUCCAAUGGAUGCGACGGGAGCUACCUUCUGCGGAACAGCAAUGAAAGGACAGGGCUGUACUCUCUCUCUGUGAGAGCCAAAGACUCCGUCAAACACUUUCACGUUGAAUAUACUGGAUAUUCAUUUAAAUUUGGCUUUAAUGAAUUCUCAUCUUUGAAAGAUUUUGUCAAGCAUUUUGCAAAUCAGCCUUUGAUUGGAAGUGAGACAGGCACUCUGAUUGUUCUGAAACAUCCCUAUCCAAGAAAAGUGGAAGAACCAUCCAUUUAUGAAUCCGUCCGGGUUCACACAGCAAUGCAGACGGGAAGAACAGAAAACGACCUCGUGCCCACUGCCCCUUCUCUGGGCACCAAAGAAGGUUACCUCACCAAACAGGGGGGGCUCGUCAAGACCUGGAAAACGAGGUGGUUCACUUUGCACAGAAAUGAACUGAAAUACUUCAAAGACCAGAUGUCACCAGAACCAAUUCGGAGCCUAGAUUUAACAGAAUGUUCGGCUGUACAAUUUGAUUAUUCACAGGAAAGGGUGAACUGUUUUUGCUUAGUAUUUCCAUUCAGGACAUUUUAUCUCUGUGCAAAGACAGGAGUAGAAGCUGACGAGUGGAUCAAGAUAUUACGCUGGAAGUUGUCUCAAAUAAGAAAACAGCUUGAUCAAGGGGAAGGCACAAUCCGAUCUCGGUCAUUCAUCUUUAAAUAGACAGACCUUCCUCGAUGAGGGAUGCCCUGACCCAGAAGCAGAGUGGAAUGUUCCUGAUGUUGUGAUCCACAGCAGGUUUCAGAUGAAAGCUAAGGAUUUUUCUGUAGAAACAAAUCAAAAGCAGAUGCGGAUUUGGACCUCUCAGAAGACACCACAUUUGCUGACUCACAGAAGACUGCUGCCCUUCAAGAUCCUGCCAUGUCCCUGAGAAUACCGAAGGCUCCUUGUUCUGAUGGAGACGGAUGAACCACUGCGACCAGGUGUGCUCGAUCUUAGAACACGUGAUGGGAGAUGGUUUUUGUUUUCCCUCAUUGUUGUCCCCAAGCUGGUUGACAUUAGUUACCCAAAGUCCCACUCUGCACCAGGGUCAACUCAUCUGACUUCCAAGUUGUGCUAUUAUCCAGGAAGGAAACAGCUAUAUAUGUAGCCCGAGGUUUAGACUGCUUUUCAGAAAGUGUAUUGGGAUAGCAAAUGUCCAAGAUUGGGGCAGAGGAGCAGUGUUGUUUUUACUUUUUUUCCCCUUUAUACAAAAAACAAAACAAUUUCCAAAACUAAAAUGGAAAAUGUUUGUAGUAUUUAUUUUCUCUUUGUAAAAGGCUUAGAUAUCUACCGGGUCCUUUCUUCCCCUCUAAUGAUAAACCUGUGAGAACUAUAUCUCCUAUGGGCUAUUGGGUAAGAUGAUAAGGAUAAUGGAAGGUACAAUCUUAAAAAAGCAUCUCUUUUAGUCAUUUUGGGGGAAAUGCUUUAAAGAGUGAGAAAACAUAAAUUGAGGAAGAGUGAUAAAGUAGUAACUUGUAGUUUAAUAAUAAUUAUCACGAUAAUUAUAACAAUAAUAGAGCACUUGUAAGCACUAAGUUAUCUUCAUCCAACACUUCUCAAACAGACUGAAAGAAACUUUCAAAGUAGAGUGUGUUAUAACAAUCCCUUCCCCAGAGUGAGAGGGAGGUAUUUGCCCAAGAAAAGAAAGAUGUACCUUGCACUGCACGGAGCACCCUACACCUUAUUCAAGAGGAACUUCUUUUGUCUAUUGAGGGAGUAACACUAAAUCCACGUGCAAAGGGUAAUGCUGUGUUUGUUACACAGCAUUUUCAAGCCAGAACAAGGGGAUUGAAAUAGGGGGAUGAGAUACUGGCAUCCAGAGCUCCUAAAUAGAUUUUAACCCCUUCUAUUAUCUUUAUUAAUACUGCUUUUUUAGACUGAAGUUUGAAGGGAGACAAAAGUGGAGGAAGAGCCCCAAAAAAAGGUUGUGGAGCAAAGCUAUGAUACGACGCUGCUCUUGCAGUCCAAAGGGCUACCUUGUUGAAUACGUUUCUUCUGUUAUUUAAACACCUAGGACUCAGAAAUUACAUUAAAUUUUUGUAUGUUUCAACAAGGUUUUUAAUGUAUUUUGUAAUGUUUGUAUCAUACGGAAUAUAGCAAAUGUCAAGUUAAAAUGUAUUGUGUUGGGCUUCCCUGGUGGCGCAGUGGUUGAGAGUCCGCCUGCCAAUGCAGGGGACGCAGGAUCGUGCCCCGGUCCGGGAAGAUCCCACAUGCCGCGGAGCGUCUGGGCCCGUGAGCCAUGGCCGCUGAGCCUGCGCGUCCGGAGCCUGUGCUCCGCAGCAGGAGAGGCCACAGCAGUGAGAGCCCCGCGUGCCGCAAAAAAAAAAAAAAAAAAAGUAUUGUGUCAAGUUUGCAAAGUAAGGAGUUAGACAUAAAUCUUCACUGAGACGUACAGUUUUGUUUUGUUUUCUUAGAUCCAAGGGUGUUGUGUAGGUAACAUUGUUUUCAUUUUUUGUAAAAUAUGUCAUGUUUAUUUACAUUCUUUGGUUAUGUUUAUUAAAAACAGCAUGAUUUUGCUGUGCCUGUAAUAUUUUGCUACUAAAGUGUUUUUAAUAACUGUAAUUUAAAAGAAAUAUAACCAAUUAAUAUCAUAAAUAGCAAUGAAGAGUCCACUUUGGUUAGACUA
This is a messenger RNA of Lagenorhynchus albirostris (white-beaked dolphin), 2889 nucleotides long. RefSeq names its product dual adaptor of phosphotyrosine and 3-phosphoinositides 1 (gene DAPP1). NCBI's taxonomy places the organism in Eukaryota, Metazoa, Chordata, Mammalia, Artiodactyla, Delphinidae. The record is from RefSeq and is a predicted model, not a curated record. Bases 102 to 944 code for a protein of 280 amino acids. The transcript has 9 exons.